Schistocerca gregaria is the source of this 5430-nucleotide messenger RNA. RefSeq lists its product as uncharacterized. The record is from RefSeq and is a predicted model, not a curated record. Gene Ontology annotation, biological process: actin filament bundle assembly; actin cytoskeleton organization. The coding region runs from base 3481 to 5376 and encodes 631 amino acids. Lineage: Eukaryota; Metazoa; Arthropoda; Insecta; Orthoptera; Acrididae. Gene Ontology annotation, molecular function: calcium ion binding; actin lateral binding. Gene Ontology annotation, cellular component: cortical actin cytoskeleton; cell junction; plasma membrane. The transcript is spliced from 11 exons.
GUAGAGAAUGCUGAAUUUAUUGACAUCAGUGGUCUUUCCAGAUACAGAAACGUCACUGGGAUCGGCGUUGCUGUUGUCAUGUCUAAUAAAGUAACGUUCGAUACAGAAGAACAACCAUUGUAAAGUGUCUUUAGAAUCGUUAACUUUCCGCAGUGCGAAGCAGGUGCAUGUUUUGCGUAACUACGAUUGCUACCUGCGGUGGUACUGAACAACCGGAAGUAUUGUGGAGAGUACAGAGAUAUGCAAAAAGUUCCAGCUCAAAAGAGCCACGUGAAUCGCAGUACUUUCGUCAUUCCUCUUUGUUAGAAACCAAAGCCUAGACGGAGAGAAGGCGACAAUUAAAUGGCUUGUUGAAUGCAGUACACAUGUGCGAGCCAACGGACUGUGGUAUCCCCUAUUGCGAGCGUGAUACCAUCGUGUAUUCUGUGACUACCGAAGAAAAAAAAAUUAAGAGCCGUUAGAACGUGAAGAAGCUGUCGACUUCAAUGAAUUAGGAAGCUCGCUUGAUGUGAAGUUUGAUUCAUAAAAUUGCUUUUUAGAAUAAUUUUGAAGUAGCUGUCUCUAUACAGUUAAAAAAAACCUACAUCAAGGCAGAUUUUGACAACAGACAAUUCAAGAACCCUCAUUUAUUUUGUCUGGUACAGAAAAUAAUGCCAUUUUCUUUUUAUUCGCUUUGAGAACCCAUGUCAAAAGCCGGAAAAGAAAUGCAACGUUCAAACGAUCGGUUGAUCAAAUAUUUGGAGCCAGGCGAGACUAGCUGCGAUAGCUUUAGUACAUCCGAGGGAAGUAACACUGGUUCACUAGACAAAGAAACGCAGCAACGCCAAGAGGGGCUAUGCGACGAAUGCGAAGAUCAGCCCUUCUCAGGAUAUUGCGUGCAGUGUCAGGAUCAAUUUUGCGAGAUUUGCUUUCAGUACCUUCAUCGGAGAGGCAAGCGAAAAAAUCACGAGUUUCAGAAAUACCAAGAAAAUGCAAGUCAUUUGCCUCCCGAUCCUCAGACGAAGAUUUUAGAACCCGAUAGGGACGAUUUGGCCGACCUAGAUGGAUCGGACGUCAAUGGCUAUGCUAAAUCUAGUUUAGAAGACAGAAAGAUCGACAAGGGAGCAAAAGCUAAAAAUGCGAGCAACUUUAUAGAGAAAUCUAAGUACAUACUGCUUCGCUUGAAUUCCGAAGAAAGAGAGUCUUUGCGCCUCUUGGAAGCUACCCUUAAUGUCAGUGACUACACAUACAAAGUCGAUCUUCUUCCUAAGCGCAAUCAAAUGCAGCGAAUUUCGACACAGAUCAAGUUGAUCUGUUCGGUCCUAUCUGGACUGUUGAUAGCAAAGGAUUACGAUCGAGGUAAAGAGACGUUGAAGGACCACAAUUACGUAGACAACAGCGAAUUUUUCAGUACAAUUUUCGAAAUAGGAAGACGAUACAAGGUCAACAAUCCAGACAAAAUGCCUGAUGAUUACGUAAAACUCAUGUACAUGCUCCAGGAUAGUGUGAUUCCACACAUUCAGGAGAACCUCGGAUUUGGCCUCAUCAAGCCGCUGAAGUCUGUUUAUGAUUUUUUGAAUGAGCGCCAGAUGCUGAAAUUGCUAGAGGAUCCAAAUCUGGUUUAUAAUGCAACUAUGGACAUAUCCAGCGAGUCGCGGUCGGGUACAAACACGAGGGCGCUAUGUAAUCAAAAGGAAAGAUGUCGGGAGCAAUUGGUACGCAAAUAUGCUUCUAACAACAUAAGUGCUGAAGAAAUCAGGUUGUGCUUGUAUUCAAUUGGAGAUUAUAACUCAUUUAUGAGAAGCCAGCGAGAUCCGUGCAGGAAAAUGUUGGAAUACCUCAAGACCUAUUUUCAACCUGACGACUGGGAAGAACCCUAUGCACUUUCUAUUCGAAGUGGGAAAUCCGGAGCUCGCCUGUCCCACGAUCACCGGUCGCAAUAUUACUAUGUACUCCAAUCUAUCACUCUGUGGGAAAAUAUCCUGGACCAGAUGCCUAUGUUGUGGUACCUCGCCGAGCAAGAUUUGGUGGACCCGCAAAACCGAUACGAAUUGUCUAACACCGGACAGGGCCUCAACCGCCUGCAACAAUCUCCUAGGCUUUUUUGUGCUAUAAGGAAACUGGUCAACCGAUUGCAGAACGAAAUCGGUGGUCAUUGGAUUGGAUCAAGUGUUAUUCACCUGGGGGACCAUAACGUCCCAAAUUCUCUUUUUUUCCUUACAAAAUAUCUCUCGGCGUCUCCAAUGUUGAACCCAAUAAUACUUUGCAUAGAGGGCAUCGACCGAUUGAUAAAAAACAAGAAACUCUCGACUUAUUUGAAUGUCAAGGCAGAUUCAGAAAAAAUCAAAAAAGAUAUACUUUGUGACUUUUUCAAGCACGCAUUUGAUGGGAGCGGAAGCGACAACUUCUUCGAUGCGGGGUCGUGUAUCGAUGGUCGACUGACCAGCGCUUGGAAUUGGUGCAACGAAAUUGAAAAGAAGCCCUAUUUUUACAUCUUCUUGUUGACUGGAUUUGUUGGCUUCAAUGGGUGAAUUUUCUGAAAAAAGAAUGAUUUCGAAAUAUUUCUAGGCGUGUUUAAAAAACAUGAAACACGGUUUUUGUCGCUGGCGCAAGGCACUCUGAAACCAAUUGCGUUUACGCAUAGACUGUACAGUGGGUGACGCAGGAGUCCUUGAAAGUGCGGAAACCAUUUAAAAGUGUUAAAAAAUAUUGGUCUUGACAAAAAAUUAACAACCACAAACCAUUUUUCUCUUGUGACUUGUACGAGAGAGAGUGUUUUAAGUCCGUGGACGUUUUCUAAUGAACGAAGGUCAGAAAAUUUUAAAUACAGAUUCUGCCUCGAGUAGUCGUUUGAAGACUCUGUCUAAAGAAGGCUUUUCUCCUCCUCCUUUGUUUCCUGAGCACCAGCAGAUUCCUGCGGCGCCCCAGCUGGGCGAGAGAGAGUAUUACUUGGUUCACAAGUCGAUUCAGUUUCGGUCGGAAACCAGAGAUGGUCCGUUCUAUAUAGAAUCGAAGACGGCACAGUUAGAUCCGUUCGAGUACCUGUCUAGGAACGGCGUCAACAAUGGUCCAUCUCUCAGGGAAGUCACGAAGCCCUGCGCAGAUCUGUUUCCUGAGGAGCUGAUUACGGGCGGUGGUCAGAACGUGCGAAGACUGAGGAAAUACGCUCAGAGUGCCAGCAAGAAGUUGAGCGAGUUGAAGGAUGGCGAAGAGGAGCAGGAGGAGGAGGAAGAAGAAGAGCCAGUAAAUGCCGAGGAAGAAGAAAUCAACCCGGAAGAUGAGGGGGAUUACGCUUAUCAGGCGUUUUCGGAUGACGAGGCAGAUACGAAUGAUGACGCAGAUGAUGAGGCUAUACUUUAAUUAUUGCGGACGAUGGUCCUGCUUUAUUAAAUCGGGAAAUUUCUGCAGUUCGUUUUAUUUGUGUGGAAAUUUACAAAGCGGAAUGUUUAUAGCUUUUUUAGCAGUUAUUAUUUAGUCGGUCUGCCGGAGAAACAAGGGAUCAUGGACGUCGACAACGCUGAAGCCAAGGACAGCACUUUGAAAUGGGAGCAGGUUCAGAUAAAAACGUUCACUAAUUGGGCCAACAUGCAUUUGCAGAGACGUGGAAAACGGAUAGAUAGUGUGGUGACGGAUUUCAAAGAUGGUACUGCUUUGCUUUAUCUGUUGUCUGCGAUAUCCGAGGAGCCCGUUCCGAAACAUGUUGCUCACCCGAAAAUGAAGGUGCAAUGCAUUGAGAAUAUCAACACAGCGCUCGGAUUUAUUGAGAGACAUGGGGUUAAAUUGGCAGACGUUGGCGCGACGGAGAUUUACGACCAAAACGUGAAGAUGACGUUGGGCAUGGUUUGGUGUUUGAUUCUUCGAUUUGUGGUAUCAGGGCUAUCCGAGGAGGGGUUGUCCGCGAAGGAGGGGCUUCUUUUGUGGUGCAAGAGGAAGACCAAAAAUUACAACAACGUUCACAUAAACGAUUUUUCUGGUUCUUUUCAGGAUGGUUUGGCAUUUUGCGCUUUGGUUCACUGCCAUCGUCCGGAUUUGAUCCAAUACGACAGUCUCAGCCAUGAGAACAAGAUCGACAAUCUCAACUUGGCGUUCGACGUUUGCAAUACUCACUUGGGCAUUUCUCAUUUGCUUGAUGCCGAGGACAUUGUCUCUAUGCCGCACCCGGACGAGCGAUCCAUCAUGACGUAUGUUGCGGAGCUGUACAAGGUGUUUUCAUCGAUGGACCAGAUGGAGACGGCGGGGCGCAGAAUUUGCAAUUACGUUGAUUUUGUGAAGGAAAUUUCCGACUUUGUUCACGACUACGAGGAGCGAACUCGAGCGCUCCUCGGCUUGGUAUCCGCAAAGACGGAAGAGUUGAAGGAGGACCACGUCUUCGACGAAUACGGUGCUGUGAAGGGAGUGAUUGACGACUUGAGGAAUUACCGGAAGACCACAAGGCGUCAAUGGCUGCACGAGCAGGGAGAUUUAUCUGCGUUGUUUACUCAGAUACAGGCGAAGCUCAGCUGCGUAAAUCAGGACCCGUACGUACCUCCCGAGGGUCUGCAUCCCCGAGACGUCGAGGAGAUAAUGGAUCAACUCAACAAGACGGAACGAGCUCGUCGCUCCGCCUUGAACGCCAACUUGCGCGAAAUUCUUGACAAGCUCCGUCACACUUUUGCCGAUCGCGCCAAUUCGUUCUACGAGUCGAUUCUGGGGUAUCGAUCGAUUUUAAGCGAGUCGUCUAGCAACUUGGAGGAACAACUGGCGUCUAUAAAAUCUAACGAGGCGCAGCUCGUAGCGCUCGGAGAGCGUCUGCCUGACAUUGAGAAGGCGGAGAAAGAAUGCGACGCCGCCAAGAUUGAGGACAACGAAUAUACCGAUCACACCUACGAGGACUUGGAAUUUGAAUACGAUCAGUCUAAAAAUGCCUUCACAAAAACGAUCGCGGCUCUCGAAUCUCAAAUCGCCUCGAAGGUGCAAAAGGGUGUGACAGCAGAACAGUUAGAAGAGUACAAAAACAACUUCAACCAUUUCGACGACGACAACGACGGAAUCCUCAACCGCCUUGAGUUCAAGUCGUUACUUUCUGGCUUAGGUCUUGUAGCCAUCGAUUUUGACGGGUCCGACAAGAAGGCGGACGAGCUGUUCCUGAAGGUCUCCGAGCGCAACAACAAGGGCGUCAACUUCGACCAGUUUGUCUCCUACAUGGUUUCUAUCACGGCCGAUGCGACUUCUUCCGGCGCGCUCAAAGACUCCUUCAACACAUUGACAAAUGGGCGUUCGUACGUCACCAGGAGCGAGCUCAAGGCCGCCGGCAUGUCCGAAGAUCAGAUCAAUUACUUGGCCGGUCGCUUGCACCCGGGACCCGUGGAAGAUUCCUACGAAAUCGAGGAAUGGUUAAACCAGCCCAAGUUGUACUAGAAUGUUGUACGCGGUUUUAACUUUUUAAUAAAAGCUUUUUAUUAGUUUAUUUUU